UCUAAAAUCGGCUUCUGCUUUGCUUUUGCAGCUCUACUUUCAGUCACUGCGCUGAACUACCUCCUGUCCCUGGUCUCUUUGGUUCUGUUCUAUGUUUACUACACCCAUUCUGAUGGCUGCACUGAAAAUAAGGUCUUCAUUAGCAUCAACUUGCUGCUGUGCGUCACAGCCUCCGUCAUGUCUGUUCUACCACAGAUUCAGGAGUCCCAGCCCAGAUCCGGCCUGCUGCAAUCCUCCCUGGUCACUCUGUACACCAUGUACCUGACCUGGUCUGCAAUGACCAAUGAACCUGACAGAGAUUGUAACCCCAGCCUUCUGGGCAUCAUUGGGCUUAAUAGCACCAGCCCUAAAGGUCAGGACCAUGUGGUUACGUGGUGGGAUGCUCAAGGGAUUGUGGGAUUGAUUCUUUUCCUCAUGUGUGUCCUGUACUCCAGUAUUCGCAAUUCUUCAAAUGCCCAGGUGAACAAGUUGACUCUGACCACUGAUGAGUCUGCUCUGAUCGAGGAUGGACCCCAGACAGACAGCUUUGAGGAGAGCAGCGGCCUUAACAGAGCUGUGGACAAUGAGAAGGAUGGGGUCACCUAUUCUUACUCUUUUUUCCACUUCAUGCUGUUCCUAGCGUCACUCUACAUCAUGAUGACGCUCACCAACUGGUACAGCCCUGACUCCAAAUAUGAGACCAUGACCAGCAGGUGGCCGUCUGUGUGGGUGAAGAUCUCCUCCAGCUGGAUCUGCAUUGGCCUUUAUGUGUGGACUCUGGUGGCUCCACUGGUCCUGGUCAACAGAGACUUUGACUAAAAAACACACUUCCCUGCUACUCAACUGUAGAUUCAUGCUUUGCAUCUCUUGUGUUUUCUGUCAUCAGCUAUAUAAAAUCUAACCUUGCACCUGCUUACCGUGACAGAGGCAGAUUAGUCCUGGUGUUAGAGGAUCUCAGAGUGUUCAGUGUAGUCGUUUUUGGCAUGUGCAGUCUGGGUGAUGAGUAAAGCCUGUGUGCAUGCAUUCAUUUCAUCUUCAUUCCCAGUAAGAUGAAUCUUUGUGUUCUUGUGACAGGUUGUAGCCUGUUUUUAGUGAACCCUUGCACUGAUGCAGUUGUAAAUAAGUUUGUUCUGUGGUUUGUCCAAAGUGACUAAUCGUUAAUAAGCAUGUUUUCCUUUAAGCAGUGAAUGUUUCUUCACUUUUUAGGAGUGUUGUGAUGGCUUCAAUUGUCUCUAGCUGUCAAUCUAAUAAUAAUGGUCUCUGUAGUUUUGGGACAUGUGAAAGACUGUUCCACAGAAAUUCAGGCUCAAGCAGAGAGAUGUCUGGAACUGGGAACGCUGUUCCACUUCAUUGCAUGAAUAGUGCUGUGUCGGUGUUUUCUGUGUUAUUUGCAGCUGGCACAUACAUAAAAGACAUUCUUCCUUUCAUUGACUGAUUAAUGUCUAUUGUGUAAAAAUAAGUCUGGUUAAAACCUCUUUGUAGUGUUAUUAGAUAAUAGUUGAGUAUUAAUUUUGUCAUAAAGCUAUUACAUCCCUUAAUUAAAAUAAAGUGCAAAAAGAAAUGUG
Messenger RNA from Poecilia reticulata (guppy), 1544 nucleotides. The record is from RefSeq and is a predicted model, not a curated record. Lineage: Eukaryota; Metazoa; Chordata; Actinopteri; Cyprinodontiformes; Poeciliidae.